This is a messenger RNA of Parascedosporium putredinis, 672 nucleotides long. The record is from the annotation of a GenBank genome assembly. NCBI's taxonomy places the organism in Eukaryota, Fungi, Ascomycota, Sordariomycetes, Microascales, Microascaceae.
AUGCAGUCUAAUGAUGAACGAGAUCUUGGCCCAUUACACUUUCCCCGACUCGUGGUCAACGGGGUGCCCGAGGAGGCGGACUGGUCCGUGACGCGAAUGACCAAGAACGCGCAGAGCAAGCAAGGCAUCGAGAACCCGACCAUGGCGGACAUCCGCUGCUACCAGGCGCAGAACGCGCCCAACGUGGCGACGGUCGCGGCCGGUUCGACGAUCCACUACAUCUCGACGCAGCAGGUCAACCACCCCGGACCGACGCAGUACUACCUCGCCAAGGUGCCGGCGGGCCAGUCGGCCAAGACGUGGGACGGCUCCGGCGCGGUGUGGUUCAAGUUCCACACGGAGAUGCCCAUGAUUGCCAACAGCCAGCUCACUUGGCCCGGCCAGAAUGAAUACGUGACAACCAACGCGACCAUCCCCGACAGCAUCCCCUCGGGAGAGUACCUCCUCCGCGUCGAGCACAUCGCCCUCCACAUGGCCAUGCAGCCUAACAAGGCGCAGUUCUACCUCUCGUGCUCGCAGAUUGAAAUCACGGGUGGAGGUAGCGCGUCCCCGGCCCCUCUAGUGGCCUUCCCCGGCGCGUACUCGUCCAACGACCCGGGCAUCCUCGUCAACCUCGGAUCUGUCGGCCCUGAUUCUUACCAGCCUCCGGGCCCCGCUGUCUGGCAGGCGUAG